AUGAGACUAAGCGACGCAAUGUGCACCGCAAAUUCACCCAUGCGCUCAACGGCAUCGACAUGCAGCUCACUGGAAGAAGCGAUGAGGCAAUCGCUUUUCUCGGCUGACCCGUUCGAAAGGUCAGCCUCAAGAAGCCGAGAAACCCGAGCAUCGGUAGUAUCCGGACGAACAGGGAAGAUUCCGAGGCUCCUUUGGCGCUGCAGCUCGUCAGCACGUAGUCUACUGUCGCGAGAUCAAAGCAGUGACCACCCGAUCAAGAGCAAAAGUCAUGUACGGCGAAACACCGUCGGUUCUCUCUUUUCAACGACUCCAAGGUCCUCCACAUCGACAACCACAGAGAUUGGACCCUCGUGUCAAUGCGCUACAUCCCAACACAGACGGCUAACCACGGUUCUUUGGCGUGAGAACAGUGAGAAGCUGCAACUAUUUCGUGACGAAGCGGAGUACUCGGAUUAUAUAUCUGCUCGCGUGACUGGGCAGCAUUUUGAACGACCUGAGGAUGGCGUCAUUUUCUACGAGAUCGAAGCACAUUUGAGCAAGCAACAGUGGUGCGUGGCGCGUCGUUUCUCCGAGUUCCGACUACUUCGACAGCAGCUCAUCAAGCACUUUAGUCGAGGCAAACGUCGUCGUGAGCCGCGCUGUGCAAUCUGCGAGAAUGUGUUGGCUUCCAUUAUGGAAACUAGCUUCCCCUCGCGGCAUGUUUGGGGCUCACACCUCUUUUCCAAUGCUUCUGGAGGUAUACCCGAAACUGAGAUCAUCGAGGAGAGAAAGAUGCGCUUUCAAGAGUUUAUGGCCAUGUGUCUGGUCACUAUUAGAAGUCUUCGCCAGCACAUUCGUGUACUUCCAGAUAGCACUACUUGCGAGAUUAGUGUGGCCUUGAGAAUGAUGGAGGAGUUUCUUGGGUUGAGUUUUACGAGAUACCUGGGGUUCCUUGGGGAACGUGGCAUUGUCGACCAAAUGUCGGAAACUAUGAGACAAAGCCUUUCAUUGCGACGACGACAAGGAGAAAUAGUGGUGCCCAACACCAGCUCAACCUGCUAG
Messenger RNA from Peronospora farinosa, 1041 nucleotides. The record is from the annotation of a GenBank genome assembly. NCBI's taxonomy places the organism in Eukaryota, Oomycota, Peronosporomycetes, Peronosporales, Peronosporaceae.